AAUUAAAAUAAAAUAAAACAUAAAAUGAAAGUGUAUCAAAUAGUCCAGUUCAAUCUAUUGCAGACAGGUUGCUCGUUACAAUUCCUCACCAAUGAAAGCAUAUUCAGGUAUAAUUCUGCUUGUAGGAUGCAGAAAACAUGCUUUUUCUAAGCUUGGUGUGUUUCAAAGCAACAUACACGGGCACAAUGACAGGUGGGGCAUGUCAUUACAACUAAAAUAUGGGUCCAGUUAAACAACAGCAGAUGUUUCUGAGGUAAGUAAAGGAAAUAUAGACUGAAACCUAAAUCUAUUCCGACAUGAGAUGUGGUUAAAACCGCAGAGAAUACUGUAACAUGGUGUUUAGGGGCUUUCUAGUUGUAGGAAGAUAGUUUUAUACGGAUCAUACCAAGUACCUUUUAAAAUGUUACAUUUUAAAAUGGAUCAAUUACCCAGUUCAACUGAUAUCUUAGCAUGAAUACUAAUUAAAUAUUACACUCGUAUUAUUUUGUGUCACUUUAUGUCACAUCCCUGCAACAACUGGCCGUCUCUUUACCGACACGCCACCCCUCUACGGAAGUGGUUUGCGCCUCACUCCAGCUGAUCGGCCCAGGAUUCCCCCCGAUGGCUCUGCCCGUCGUCGGCUUUGACGGCUCCGGUUUUUCCAACGCCGAUUUAAGCAGUUAUAAAUCUACGGAGUCCGUGGCCGCUCGUGUCGGCAGACUGUCCCUCGUCCGGUGAAACGUCGAAGGACACUCUGGCCGCGGCGUUGACUCUGUACUUGUCUCGGCGAGGGGGACGUCUGAACACAAAUACGAGGCCCUCACUCCCAACCCCGGGAUUCACACCUGCUACGCGGAACAAGCCUCACGCGAAAGACCGACAUGGGGGACACGGGGAGCGAGGGCAGCAAUCCGCCGAGUAACGUGAACGUCGUAUCCCCGCGCUGCUCCUGUGGUUUCUGGGGAUCGAGCAAAACUAUGAAUCACUGCUCAAAGUGUUUCGCAGAUAUUCAGAAGAAACAGCCGGACGACGAUCGCGCCCCAAAGGCCUCUUCGAGCUCCGGCAGCAGCCAGGCAGACAUCUUCCGCACUGAAACAAACGGCGGCAUCAGUCAGUCGCUAAUGUCGAUGCCGAAAGCGUCUGAGGACCCGUCGCCGGGGGAGACGGGAGCGCCAUCUCUACCCGCUCUGGACGAAGUCUCCAGCGCGGACGCGGUCUUCAGCUCGCUCUCCACUCCCACCAAGCGCUCCCUUGAGUCAGCUUCGGAGUCGGAAAGUGACGUUUCACCCGAGAAGAGGGCGAGAGUGGGCGACGGGCCGGAGGGCGAAGAGUCUUCAUCGUCAUCCUUAUCCGCGUCGUCGUCUCGCGGCGGCUCCAAGCAGCGGAGCCGCAAGCGCUGCCAUCGCUGCCAAACCAAACUGGAGCUGGUUCAGCAAGAGCUGGGUUCCUGUCGCUGUGGUUAUGUCUUCUGUAUGCUCCACCGGCUUCCGGAGCAACACGAGUGUCUGUUCGACCACCUGGGCCGCGGGCGCCAGGAGGCCGUCCUGAAGAUGGUCAAGCUGGACCGCAAGCUGGGCCGCUCGUGCCAGCGCAUCGGGGAGGAGUGCUCCUGAGCGCCGGCCCCUCCCCCGAGAGUCUCAGUGUUCAGACACGGCGUCUUAGCACCGACAGGGAUCUGAUUUUUUUUUGAUUAUUUAGUUUUCUUCUCAUUUAGUUUUUCUUGCAGUUUUUUUUUUUUUUUGGGAUACAAAACCUCCACCCUUUUCUUUUUUUAAAUUAUGCUCGCUCUUUUACCCAUAAUGCCCCCCCCCCCCCCCCCGUUGUUUUCUGCUUCUGUUUCGGCUCCAUCGUAUCCCCGCUGCUAAAAUGCCUUUUUUUGUUUUGUUUUUUGGAAUGAAAAAAAAAAUCCCAACCCAGGAACGACGGAACAAUAAAAGGAGCGACGGAAGAAUAUAUACAACCUCUUCACUUUGUUUGCGAGCGGAUGAGACGACGCGAGCGAGAGUCGAGACGACGGAGAAGAAAAUGCAACGCUUGAUACAAAUGUUUGUCCCCGGAAAGCCAGUUUAAGACGAUUACUCUUUACCUCAAAAAAAGAAAGAAAAUGAAAGAUCGACGACGAAGUGAAAAGGACGGACGCCCUUUCGUGUCGACCUCUGCUGCGGCGCCGGUUCUAGACUGCUCUUUACCUCAAAAUCAGACAGAGCUGAUUUGUACUCCGCGCCGAGACACGGACUUUGUGAAGCGAGCCAGCCUCAGUUAAAGUCGGUGUGUUACCCCCCGCCCCCCCCCCCCCACUGGCCGUCCACCACCGCAGACCAUCAGUUAAUCCUCCGCCUCAGGAUCUUCGCCCCGCCCCUUUCCGAUUUGCAUCGCCCUCCGCCUCUUUGUUCCGUUUUUUAAAAAAUCACACAAAAGGUGUUUUCUGCUCUUUUUUUUUUUUUAAGGAGGCCAUUGUGGACACUUAAUCUGGGGAGAUUAUUAUAAAUCCAAAUUCCCGAAUUUUCACGCCGGUGGAAGUGAGCCGCUCGCCCUCGGGGAGCGCACGCCGAUCCGUCGUCGGGAUUGUGAUCGGUGGAGACUUUUAAUUUCUCUGUCUUCCUCUUUUCGUCCCUAUUCGCCGCCCCUCCCCCGCACGAAGACACGCCCCCCCCCCUCCCAACGACAAUGUGGAUUACGUGUACAAACUUCAGGAAGACGACGUUUAACAGGACGUGACGCGUGUUGAAAAUGUGCGUAUGCUCUCGGACCUGAAAUGUCUGCGUUGUGCACGCCCACACACACACCUCCACGCUCUCACACUCGUUUCUCUCGCACCCUUUCUUUUGUCUUCUGCGCUCGACUGUUGUUCACAUUGAGCACAAGCCGGCAGCGUCGGACACCGCCGUUGAAGUUGGGACCGAGGCGGCGGAGCGCCACUCGGAGGUUCCCGUUUAAGAUGUGUGUGUGUGUUGGUUGUUAUAGUUCAGGUUUCUCCAUGAUGUCUUAGACCUUCGUUUCUAUUAUCCACAUUUAAAGGUGAUUUGAUACAGUACUUUAAUUUCCCUCCUUCCUUUUUUUUUUUAGGCCCCGUGUUUCGAUGAGCUCUCCUCCUCCGGCCUUCCACUUUUCAUAUCUCGUCUCUCACCUUCUUGAUUUGCUCCCCCCCUCCCUCUUUCCUGCGGGAGAGGGGGAGGGGCGGCUGGGGUGCGCAGCGCGGCUGAAAGUUUAAACUCAAAUAAUUACUUUUCCAAAUGUUUUCCUUGUGGACCGUGGAAGGAGUGAACAGAACAUGCAUAAUAAAUGAAUAUUCUGUAUCUUAAAGAACAUCUUAUUUAACCCCCUUUUAUUUUGUUGCUUUUCACUUACACUUUAGUGUAGAACUGCUUUCUUUUUUGUUGGGUUGUAAUGUGGUUAUAAAAUGGGAAGAUGAACGUGGACAAUUCUAUAUUUUUUUGUUUCCAUUGUUUUUACUUUAUGCUUCCGCUUUCCAAAUUUUCUUUUACUGCGAAAGAAUAAACUGGAUUAGACAAAGUGUGAA
Pseudoliparis swirei is the source of this 3499-nucleotide messenger RNA. RefSeq names its product zinc finger, AN1-type domain 3 (gene zfand3). The record is from RefSeq and is a predicted model, not a curated record. Bases 861 to 1592 code for a protein of 243 amino acids. The transcript is spliced from 6 exons. Gene Ontology annotation, molecular function: zinc ion binding; DNA binding. Lineage: Eukaryota; Metazoa; Chordata; Actinopteri; Perciformes; Liparidae.